AUGAAUGAUUUGAUAGCAUUCCUCGUGGACACCGCUUCUGGUGUGUUUCUGUGGGUGAGGCUUGUUGUCCACGAGCUUCUCCGAGCAGCAAGGGACGGAGCCACUUUCUCUGAAUUGGUCGACAAGGCUCAUCAACUGCCGCGUGAUCUUGACAGCUAUUUCACACGGUUUAUCGACUCGAUCCCGCCAGAGUACAGGAAAGAAGCGUCUCAAUUGUUUCAGAUCGCACUUCAUGAUGAAAACUCAUUUACAGCCCUACAUGGGCUCCGGCUACUCGACCUUUCCUACUUGGGAAGUUUUCAAGAGCCCUUCCAAUCCCGUGGAAAGCACAAGGCCACCGCUUUCGAUCCAAUCAACAUCGCCGAAUUGGAGUCCAGGCUCGAAACGACCGCUCGCCGGAUUAAUAGCAGGUGCCGGGGGCUCAUAGAAUGCUACUACAUGCCUGGAGAUGCAGAGCAUUUUGUUGGUUUUCCAGAAAUAUCAGUACCUGGCGAGAUGGGCCACGAUGCGCUGGAAACAUUGCCCAGCGAAGACCAAAGUUUCUUGGGGCUUUUGAUAGCAUGCAACCGCCACGUCGGCUUUAUCCAUCGUUCCCUUCGGGACUUUCUUGUCAGCCCAGACGUGCUUCAGAAACUCGAGGCAUACUCCGGAGGCCCUUUCAACACCAGGUUGUUCCUGUGCAAAGCUAGACUCGCACAGAUACAGUCACUCGAACACGAAGGCAACCAUCGACGCACCCAGUUGGCUCUGGGCCUGUCGAGUUACGUGUUGAGCGCCCUCGGGACCGAAAAUUUGAAGUAUUCAGACGAGUGCGCCCUCAUUGCGGCGCAACUGAAACCCGUUGUUGAGUCACUCGGACGUGCCCAGGCACACAAGGCGGCCAGCCAGGGGUGGUAUCUUUCCGCGAGCUUCCACGAGCGCAGACCAGAGGUUCCUGACUUUCUUGGUGUCGCCAUAGACUUUGACCUCGUUGCCUACCUCAGGAAAGAGUUGACGGCAGAAGCCUUACAUGCCAAGCGUGGCCUCUCCGUCCUGAACUGCAUCCUCGUCGGGCGUUUUUCCGACUACCUGGGCUCUGAUAUCACGGUUGGAAAUCGCAUUCCCAACAUCGAAGUGCUUCGCCUUGCAUUGGACCUUGGCGCAGAUCCGAACGAGGAUUGUGAUGGUAUUUCGGUGUGGGCAGAAUUCAUUUUACACCUUGACACCUUGGCUACCAGAGGGGCACCGCCAGCCGGCGCACAAAAGGCGCAUGUCGAAGCUAUCAGGGCCCUCCUGGAACAUGGCGCUGACCCGGAGCUCCCAUCAUCAUGGCUCACACCUGGACCGUUGAUCCCAAGAUGGGACACAGAUCUCAUACCGGUCUUGGCUAUAUUGAGAAGCAUGCUGGGUUUAUACACUCAUGCACGGCUGCAGCUGCAGGAGUGCAUCGACCUUGCUGAUGACAAACUCUUGCAAGCCCUGCUUCAACGGUGA
Diaporthe citri is the source of this 1473-nucleotide messenger RNA. RefSeq lists its product as uncharacterized. The coding region runs from base 1 to 1473 and encodes 490 amino acids. NCBI's taxonomy places the organism in Eukaryota, Fungi, Ascomycota, Sordariomycetes, Diaporthales, Diaporthaceae. The record is from RefSeq and is a predicted model, not a curated record. The transcript has a single exon.